This is a messenger RNA of Xiphophorus couchianus (Monterrey platyfish), 10279 nucleotides long. RefSeq names its product zinc finger and BTB domain containing 7a (gene zbtb7a). The transcript is spliced from 4 exons. The coding region runs from base 341 to 2140 and encodes 599 amino acids. Gene Ontology annotation, biological process: regulation of transcription by RNA polymerase II. Gene Ontology annotation, molecular function: DNA-binding transcription factor activity, RNA polymerase II-specific; protein binding; RNA polymerase II cis-regulatory region sequence-specific DNA binding. NCBI's taxonomy places the organism in Eukaryota, Metazoa, Chordata, Actinopteri, Cyprinodontiformes, Poeciliidae. The record is from RefSeq and is a predicted model, not a curated record.
GGGGGUGAGGACGCCGAGGGAUGCUGUGUCUUUAAGAGAGAGAGUGUGUGUGUGAGUGUGUGUGAGAGAAAGAGAGAGAAAAGGGAGGGACCUCUUUGCCCUCCAGAAACCAGGAAGGGAAUUGAGUUGAUCUGCCGCUGCUUGGUUAGCGCAUACGGGGGCUUUAAGCUGCGCGACAGUGAGAGGGAGAUAGAGAGCUCCGGAGAGGAGGAGAGGAGAGGGCCGAGCUAACCCACAACAAGCACCACCACGGCCAUCACAGAUAGGCAGACAGACAGACGGCAGGACGGAUACACGGGUGGGGGCUGUGCUUGGCGGCUCGGCGGCAGGCUGGUGGAAGAUGUCGUCAGGGGCCGGGGGGAGAGGAGGAAGGCGGCUCCGGGGUAUAACAAGCACUGUGGGCGGGGGGAGACGAGGAGGAGCAGGGGAGGCGGAGGAGGGUCCCGUGGGGAUCCCUUUCCCCGAACACAGCGCGGACGUCCUGGGCGGCCUGAACAAGCAGCGGCUCAGUGGGCUCCUUUGCGAUGUGCUCUUAGUCACCCAGGACCGGGAGUUUCCGGCCCACCGCUCCAUCCUUGCGUCCUGCAGCUCUUACUUCCACAAGCUCUUCACUUCAGGGGCCGCCGCCGACCAGCAGAACAUCUACAACAUCGACUUUGUGGCAGCAGAGGCUCUGGGAGCUUUGCUGGACUUUGCCUACACAGCGACGUUGACGGUCAGUCACAGCAGCGUGGCUGACAUCCUUGCUGCUGCUCGCCUCCUGGAAAUCUCUCCCGUCCAGGACGUCUGUACUCACCUGCUGGACACCAAAGUGCUCUCCUCGCCGGCGGGCAGUGAGCGAAGAGAUGAAGAUGAAGAGGGGAAAUGCAGAGGAGUCAAGGAGCAGGGGAACCGAAUUCAGGCCAGGGAGUACCUGGAGUACUUCCAGAGAGGGGCGCACUGGAGCAGCAGCUGCAGCACGCCAGAGCUCAGGGAACUGCCCACACACCUGCACUUUAACCAUGGUAACGGGAGCAUCCCCAGCAACGGGGCUCCUGCGGGCCCCGGUGAGUACUACUCCCCGCUGGCCCUAGCCUUGUCACAGCCCCAAGCGCAAGAACCAGAGGAGGAGGACGAGGAUGAAGAGGAAGAAGAAGACAGGGAGGCAGUUCAGGGCAAUGGAGUGAACCUGGGGUCAUCAUACUACCCUCCAUCUCAGAACGGCCACUUCUACCUCCCCCCUGAGUCUCGGCAGGAGGCGGAGGUGGAGGACAGCUGCAGGGAGGCGAUGGUGAGGGAUAGGGGCUCAGCCAGCGCCCUCCUGCAACAAAUGAUGGACUCCAUCGAGAGGCAGAAGAAGCGUGCGGACGGGGAGGAGCAGGGAGACGGGGAUGAUCCUGACAUGGAAUUUUACUUGAAUUAUUUCAGCAGCACGCAGCACGAAGACGCAGCUUCCACAUCACUCGUGCAUGGCGUGCCGCCGUCGCUGUGGAUGUCACGAGGCAGCGCGGGCCAACACACAGCAGGAGGAGAGAGGGCAGUGGAGGAGAGAGGGAACGGCACUGGGGGAGGUGGAGGAGAAAGAAAGAUGCGUUCUAAGGCCUUCCAGAAGUGCCCCAUAUGCUCGAAGGUCAUUCAAGGUGCAGGCAAGCUACCCCGCCAUAUCAGAACGCACACGGGAGAGAAACCCUAUGAAUGCGCCAUCUGCAAAGUGCGCUUUACCAGGCAGGACAAGCUCAAGGUUCACAUGCGAAAGCAUACAGGAGAGAAGCCUUACCUGUGUACACAAUGUGGAGCCGCCUUCGCUCACAACUACGACCUGAAGAACCACAUGCGUGUCCACACCGGUCUCCGUCCCUACCAGUGCUCAAGCUGCUUUAAGACUUUUGUGCGCUCGGACCACCUGCACCGCCACCUUAAGAAGGACGGCUGCAACGGCAUCCCCUCCCGCCGGGGCAGAAAACCUCGGGUGAGAGAACCGGGGCUCCUGGAGGCCCCGCCGAGCCUCCUGAGCCCUAGCCCCGAAACUGGGUCCCAGCCUCGCACCGCCAGGGGCCGGCGGCGCUCCGAGGCGUCCUCUGCAGCAGAGGUAGAGGGUGCUGUCGAGAUGCACACACACAGUCCUCGGCUGCAGGAACUAGCAGUGGAGGCGGGACCCUGAGACUACGGGGGGGGGGGACCACAAGGACACUGCUGGACGCCACAGUCGCUCUGCACAGCCUGUGAGACAGGCCAGUGGACAGAGGAGAGAAUAAACAUGCAAAGGCAAUUUAAAGAGACAAAACAACUAACUAUUCCUCUAUAAACCAAAUCAGGGUGUCACAGAAAUUGAAUCUUUAUAUUUCUUUCUCCUUUUACUUUAGGAAAUGGAAUAGACUUGCAAGCACUUCAGACGUUUUAUUUGUUAAAGAGAAAAGAACGCUUCAAAUCAUCCACCCAUGAUGUCCACUUUCUGGGCCAUUUCUUUCUCUGUCAUAUUAGACUCUUUUUUGUUUUGUUUUUUUUUUACACCGGCAUAUGCAGUUAGGCAAGUAUAUGGUCGAGACAAAGAAACUCCGAGCAACUAUGCAGUUGAUUUAAAGUUUAAUUGGUUUUGUCCUCACAGCCUUCAAGCUCUAAGAAAGGUGACUGUCAUGCACCUUCUGGCUGCUGUACGAGUGAAGCGAGGACAAAUCCUCCCAGCAACAACUCCUUUUUUUUAUACCUAUUCCUUUACAGCUCUGAGAUGUACAGUUACCAUAGAAACAAAAUUUCCACAAUAUGGUAUAUGCAAGGAAAACUCACCAACGUUUUGAUGCAAGAAUCUUUAUAUUUUUCAGUCUAUAAAUGUUCCAGAAAGAAUCAGGCGAGGGGUUGAUUGAAGUGUUACUUACUCUAAAAAAAAUGUUUUGUUUUUUUUAUUGUAAUUGGUGGUUUGUCUUAUUGAAAAGUUCAACUUGAGUCAAAUCCACUUUAACGAGGCCUCGCCGCUUGCAGGACGAGGGGAAUGCGAGGGGUGGAGGGUUUGUGUUUUCCAAGCACUACCGUUCUCAACGUAUCUGUUGGCUUUACUACAUUGCCUCUUGUUCCUCACAGCCCUGCAACAUCAGCGUUUCCUUUGCCCUUUUGAUGUUUGAUUGUCUUAAUUCUGUUUUUUGUUGUUGUUCUUUUGGGUACUCGACACUUUAUAAUUGUAUACGUGUGUAUAUAGCAGGCAGAGACGUGACAUUGGCCCCCUCUUGCUGAGGUGUACUUACCGAUUUUUUACUUUUGAUUUUUUUUCCUUUUUAGGCUCAAUGUUAUAUUUCUCAGACACAGUUGAAGCUUUUGGGUGAAAGAAACGAAGCUGUGUGAAUGUUCAAUGGCAAACACACACACCAAAAAAAAAGAAAACAAACAAACAAACAAAAAAAAAAACAUUAAGUCACCUAUUUGUCCUAAACGUAAAACUUGACAUGUACAGUUCCUGCCCAGAGGAUUAGAGCGAUGAAUGAAUGAAUGUGCUUAACUUUGUGCAGUUUUUUCGGAGUCUGUCCUUGUGCGACAAGGCGCGGGUAGCACUUAACCGACCGCAGGUUAAAGGAAUGGCAGGGAGCAAGAGAGACAAAGAGUACGAAGAAGACAUAUGUGAGCACCUUUCGAUAUAUAUAUAUAUAUAUAUUUUUUUUUUUAUUCUACGUUUGCACAGCUUUACUAAAGAUAUCCAACAGAGUGGGAGAUAUUUAAAGGAAUCUGGGUUGUUGUUGGGGAGCGAGAGUGAGAUUAGAUGUAUAUAUCAUGCUUAUUCCAAUCCUUUUUGCCCCAGGGACCACACAACCGUAAGGCAACCUGUGUGAUGAAGAGAGCAAUAAAUACCUGUCCGAGUUGGGAGGCCAAAUAGGAGCACAGCUGCAGUUGGGCGGUGGGGGAAGGGAGCAAGGGAAGAGGAGUGUAGGGGAGUGGGGGGGGGAAUCUCACAAUGUCUGUUGCAUUCCAAAAAAAUAAUCUCCCCCAGCUCAGCCACGUUUCCAGCCCGGGAGUGGAUCAGUCCGGGCCUUUUCUCUCCCUCUCUCUGCCUCUCCUCUAAUGCCCCUAAACCAGCCUGGAGGAGAUAUUAUUAUUGUUAUUCUUAUUAUAUUAGAGCCUGGAUGCCUGGUGUUGGUAGUUUACUGUCCGAGCGUGUUUACAUGUACAUGUGUUUUAAAUGUGGGCGUGUGUGUGUGUGUGUGUUUGGGGGGGGGGGGGGGGGUGUGCGUGUGUGGCAGCCAGCCAGGGUCCCUCUGGCCACAUCAUCAGAGUGUGAGUCAGCCGCAGCCUGUUCAAACAUGCACCCUGAGCUGCCAGCGCCGCUGCACUUUCUCAUGUCGUUCGCACACACGCACCGGGUCCAGGUGUCCCGCAGAGAGGAGGGGAACGCCACGGCUCGCACUGUCCACUCUAAUGUUGUCAGUCACUGCGAGGCUUUGGUGAUUUUGCUUGGGUUAAAAGAUGCACGCUCAGAUUCCACGUGAUCCCCACCCCUCCUCGCCCACUUUACACAGUCUGAGCAAAAAAAAAAAGAAACAAAGUAAACACAUCCUCUUUCACUUCUACUGUUCUCAAAAUUAUUUGGUCGUUGCCAAAUCUUGCAGCCUCAGAUGAACAAUACCAUGGGAGAUGUUACGCUGUUUUUAAAUAUAUAUACAUAUAUAUAAAUCUAUAUAUUUAAUGGAAAAAUGAACUGUUUGAAACAUUGAACACUUUUAGCAGAACGGUGUGUCCAUUUGAUUUUGUGCACCUUUAAAAAUUGUUUGUAGUUUAGCACCUUGAUUCUUUCAUCAUUCCUGGUGUGUUUGGAGUCGCUGUCAGUUUAUGCAAAAAUGAGCCAAAAUCAUGAGCCACCCACCGCCGUGCUUAACUAGUAUGUUUAGUUUGUACUGUCCAAAAUCUCUCAGAACGAGAUUUGGUCCAGACGUCUCGUGGUUUGUUCAGAUGCAACUUGGGAAAGCUAAGCCAUAGUACCGUGUUGCUUUUAAAGAGGAUUUAUGCCGACAACCCUUAAAAACAAGCCAUGCUUAAUCGGCCUUUUUCUAAUUGGGCUGAUGUUUUAGUGGUCUUCUGCUAUUUCUUUCCAGUUUUAUUAAACCUGUCGUCCACGUCAACUGGCUGGAAUUUCCACUUUUGAGAAAACUGUUAAUUGUUUUGAGUAUUUUUGAUUAUUCCUGUUGUAAGUUACCCUUAUAACACGUUCCCGAUUAAAGGGCAGCCACAGCGGUAUCUUUUAUUGGUGUUAAAACCGUCGUAAUGGUCCAAACCAAGUGAACUUCUAGAUCAUGUUGCUAGGGGCCACUUAAUCAAAUGUCACACCUUUAAUUGCUUUCACACACUUUUUGAUACACUGUAAAAUCUCAUGACCUGUUGUUCAUCUAAGAUUGUUUUUAACUUAUGUAAAGACACAGAAAGUCUAAAACACAAAACCGGAAGAGGGUGUUCUUACUAUUUGGAAAUUCUGUACAAGUGCUUAAUGUUGCACCUUACUUGGAUUGAGGCUCGUCGUGGAGCACGUUCUUACAGGGCGAGUGGACACUUUUGUCAACAAAACGGGUACUUUGAAACACAUGAGAUGAGUCCCUCUUUUCUGUCCGUCGUGGUGAACUUGAAUUCUAGUGUUUUGGUGAGAUAUGAGAGUUUAGUUCCCACAGGAGACACUGAGCUGGGGUCAGAUGAGGUUUUGUGAUCCAAAAGACUAUUCCAUAUAACUGAAUGCACUUGAAGUUCGCUGUCGGUCAUUGUCUUUUUAUGUCUUAAUAUAAAAUAUGGAGGCAGAAGAAAGGGCACUUUGUGUGUUGGCGUGUGUGUGUACGUGUGUUUGCGUGUCCAUCCUUUAUUGCAAGUGUGUGUGCACACGCACAAGCUGGCAGGCGGGCUGGAGGGUCUCAGGAUAACUGUUAUAAACAAGCCUUUGCAUCGGCCCCCAUCUGUUCUCAGACCUACACGUGCUUCUGUUUGGAUCCGCGCGGCGGGGACGAGUCCACGGUAGCACAGAAGCAGGAACGUUACACUGCUAAGCAACACGUCGGACAGCAGCUUGUUUAUCCCACGGCUCUCUGUGCGCAGGUUUUCAUAGCACUUGUUUACUCUUGUUGGUCACCGUCAGGCAGGAGUUGUGAAAGUCUUAAGUUCCUUUUUUUCUUCUUCUUUGACGCAUUUAACAGGGGUGUUAGUGAUUGUACAGCAGCGCUCCCGAUUUUAAACCAUUGUAAGUUGGGUGAUGUCUGUCAUUAUUCGUCGUGGUACUUGGAAUGGACUGCUUAUACCCUUUGUGUCUUAACGUGGCAGUUUUUUUUUUUUUUUUGUGAGCCAUCUUAAUUGGACCUCUAUGGUAGAUUUUGUUGAUUGACCAAAGCUCUUUAUUUUAUUUUUUUUUGCCGUCCAUCUUAGUCAAAUGCAGACUCGAGAUAAUAAGUGUGAUUUUAUUCAGUCUAGACCUCCCUGACUAAGCCAUGGAUGCUCGUCAUCUUUCAGAUCAUUUUACUUGAGUUCACUUCCUCUCAUUCUUUGUAUGUUUGUGUAAAGAAAAAAUAGAAUCAAAAGUUUAAGGAUGUAUAGCUUGUUCUGUCUGUUUAUUUUUCUUUAUUUUAUUUUUGAAAAUUAUGUGUUGUGCUACAGCUGGGGUUUUUUUUUUUUUUUUUUUUUCUAAAUAUUUUUACAUGGCGGUAUGUAUGUGUGUGUUUUGGGGUAAGGGUAAUGGUUUCGGGAUGCUGUGCCAGGAGGGUAGGGUAACUAAAAAAAAGAAGGGUGCUUGUGGGUGGGGGUUAUGGAUAAAAAGCCUAAAAUAGCACUGGAAACGGUGCUUUAGCUGAGAGAGCAAAAGUUUGCACUAAUGUAAAACGUCCUCGUCCUGCUAUAGGGAGAAGGACCCGAGACCUCAAAGGCCUGCGAGUGUCUAAGAGCACAGAGCAGAGUGGUCGAUACUCAAUGGUCUCUCAAAGAGUCCAUUCAAACCCUCGUUAAAAAUAUAAUCAUGUACAGUAUGCUGAGAAAUAUAGACUUCCAGGAGCAACGGAUACCAAAGCAGAAAAAAACAAAACAAUGGGUUUCAUUCUCGUCACUGGACAUUUUAAGCUACCGAUUUUAGAUUUUUAUUUCUUGAGCUGAUGGCUUUUGAUGAGAGGUUCUCAGAUGGAAACAUAAUUUUCUUUUUAAGAUGACAAAAUCAUAAAGUACAACUUUAAGAUGAGCAGUAAAGCUUUUUUGAAGAACAAAAAAACUAAAAAAAAACUUGAGAUGUUUAACUUGUUCCAAACCUGUUUAAGGCAACACAGAUAGCCACAUUUCUAUGUUUAUUCUGCUGAUUAUUAAUUAAUGCCUACCAAUACUCCCUUUUCCUUAAAGACUGUUUUUGACCUGUUGAGCUGAGUCACUUCAGUGUGUUAUCUGAGAAGGUUAAAGUGACUGUAAAUGAUAUGUGGCCUUGUCUGAGGAGCGUUAAGCUUGUUUUGUUUGUUUCCAGUCUAUUGUGGAGUGUGGGGCUGAGGCUGACUCUCACUGGGUGGGCUGGUCAGCACCGAGGGCCAAAGCGUGCCUUAAGGAUUGACAAAAAAAGAAAGUUCAGUUAUCUUGACAAAAAAUUAUUUUUUACUACACGGUAAAUUGGCUUCCUACAGUAUGAAUUGACUUAAUCUUUACUUGAGUAAUUUUAUGCAAACGCGUGUCAUUUUUUGUUGUUGUUGCUUCUGUGUCCUGCACACCACCCAUGAUCGCAGCCUCAGCUCCAGACCAAGGUUACUUCGACGCAGGCUCCAGCCUCCAAAUUUCCAUGCAUUUUCUUUUUUUUCUUUUUUUUCCCCCCCUCAGACUUGACCUCGACAUGUAAUCUGUCUUGUGUUAUUAUUAAAGAUUCUUGCUAAAUCUAUCCAAGAAGGCCACUAAACAAAGACUAAGAGAUAACUAUAACUGUAAAUAUUCCAACAAAGCAGAACGUGCUGACUGUUAUUAUGGCCUGUAAUGACUGUGGAAAGGGUAGCUUUGCUUUGUCAUUUUGCUGCACCUAUUUUUUGUUUGUUUUGUUUUUUCUUUCUUCAUCAGGCUGUUGGUGCUCAGCAAGCCUGAGCGCAGCAUAUGCAGUACGGCUCCGUGCUCAGCGUGGCUCUGGCGCUCGCACAGACAGCCCUGGGUCCUUCAGAGGCACAGUUCUGUCUGAUGGCCAGCCUCUCAGCCAAGCGGACACAGUUUGCACUUGGAGUCUUUGUCAGUCUCUGGGGGAUACAAAGGUUAGCACACGGGGAGGAUUAAACAUGGCCGGUUGAGCAAGGCUGAGUGUUAUUUUCUGUUUCGGAAGCCCGAGUGAUGAGCACUAGAGUCGGUUCACCAAACUAGCCCGGCCGCAUCAGUGCUGAAGAGGCUGUUGUAGAUUUGGGAAAACGCAGCCAAGAGACUGUUGCUGAUCUCUUCUGUCUUUAUGUACGUACUACUCAGGUGGAAAAUUCACUGCUAUGCAUUGGGUUUCAUUAUCUGCUCAGUUUAUGGUGUGUCUGGUUCGUUAUUGUGAUCAUUCCCAGACUUUUCCUGUAGAACUCCUUUCAAAAUUGUACAUCACAGCUUCCCCAAAAAGGAUUUCCUCACUGGAGUGAACUGUGUGUCCCUCCAAUUAAUACUGAUUCAGUCUGGUUUUUUUUUAUCAACAACUAAAAGAAGCUCAUCGUUAAGACCUAUAACAUUUGUUUUUUUAAUCUUUAGUGGGUAGGGAGUUCACUUCUCAUCUGAUCAGAGAUCUCACACACAGAGAGGGUAAAAGGCGAGCUAUGGACAAUUCGAGACCUGUUUGUCUCCUCAGACCAAAUUCAGGAUGCAUUCCAUGAUUUCAUACUGUGAGAAUGAAGCAAGUCCGAGACGACGAGAGGAAAUGUUUGACAUUUGGCUGCGUCUUGUCCGGCCUCACCGUCCCGGGACGGACAUUUCAGUUGUAACGCUCAGAAGCCCCCCUUCCCACUUUCCCCUCAACUCCCCUUUGCAGUGUAGCACUAACUUUCUGACUGCCUUUUUUUCAGCUUCUGCGAUUGUAACAAAAGCACUUUGCGAGAGUUCACCUUGAAUUUUAUGUUGGUUCGAUUUUUUUUGCGGUCAUCACUAUUUUUUCUUCCGUCUCUGUCUUAAUGUAGAUGAUUAUUUAAAUGCAAAAAAUAUAUAUGUAUAUUGAAAAUGGAUAAACAGAAAAAGACUUGAAUAUUUGGUAUCUAGAUUGAUUUGCUAAUGCAUCUCUGUCAUACUACCACCAUACCUGUUAUGCAGCUUAUUGCAUAAUCUCAAUCAUUGUGGUGUGAAGAGGGGGUACAGAAGAGACUUUCUCCCACCUGCUUUCUGCGAGAUCUUGUUGCAAAAAAAGGUCAUCAGAUCUCUCUUUUUUUAUUUUUAUUUUAAGAAAUGUGUAUAACACUUUGUAAAAAGCUUUCUGAGAAGGCUGCAUAUUAAUCGACUUUACAUUAAUAGCCUGUCUGUGUUGGGAAAGACUGGAUCUGGUAUCCGUAUAAGGAUUAAAUUAUUGAGAAUUUGUCGUCUUACAUUUGCAGAUCAGCACAGAAAUGUAUUUUGGCCUUAAACAAAUCACGAUUACUGCACUAAAAUGGAAGUACAAUGUCAUAAUACGCAUUCAAACGCUCGGAAAAAUCAUUCAGCUUGGGAGAGAAGAAAAGGCUGCUGUGAUCAUUAACAAUCUUUGAAGAGAUUUUUUUUUUCUUUGUUUUUUUUUUUUUUUUUGCAUUUCAAAGUGACAGAAAAAUAUCAGUCAAAUCCGGACAUUUAAAUCUACACUGAGUCUCAUAUGGCAGAACAUGUUAGCAUGAUGUGGACAUUGUGUACUGACCACACCCAACUGUGUGUUUCACUAGUGUGUCCUAAAGGCGAACUACCUGCCAAGUGAAGUGAAUGGAUCAAGCCACAUGUAACAUACUGAUCACCGAAUGUUUCCUACCCACAGGGGGCAGCAGAACCUUCCCAUCCGAUGGGACUCAGUGUGGAUUUCCGUAAGCCAUCCUUUUAUUUUCACGUUUUAAUUUCUUGUCCAUCGUGUUCUGUUAGUCCAUAUCUGCUGGAAAGUACAAGGAGACGGGGGAGGAACACAGGGAGGGGGAUUGUUGGUGAUUUCUGUUUUUGGAGAAAUUUGCACUUUUUGGCAACGAAAAGAGAGUAUUGUACACGAGACCACUAAAUCCACACACAGUCUAAAUCAUAUAAUUCCAUUUUGGUGUCCUUUUUUGUUGUUGUUCUGUUCUUUUUUUUUAAUAUAUCCAAAAAUGUCUGGCAUCUGGUUGUCUGGUUUAAAGAAUAUAAAAUCUUUCUAUUAAAAAAAAAACAAUGGUUGAAA